GAGAUGGCUCCAAGCAGGACGGUGUUUUACUUUGCCUUCACUUUGUUCUUCCUUUUGGCUCAAAUGCCACGAGGGUGCCAUGCAGGACUUGAUUAUGCCCCGUUAUUCCCAGCAGGUGACGGCAGUGUGUGCGAGACGUGCAGGCUGGGCCGGGGCAAGUGCCGGCGGCAGUGCCUGGAGAGCGAGACGGUGGAAGGCAACUGCAUGCUGAACUUCUUCUGCUGCCGGAUGCGACUCUGAGACACCAGCUGGUUCUCCUCGGGGGCCUCAGGAGCAGGACUGCCGGGCAUUCACGGAUGGUCAGGAGGAGCCUCGCAGCUGCGCUGCCUCACGCGAGG
Messenger RNA from Octodon degus (degu), 338 nucleotides. Its product is annotated as beta-defensin 105-like. Gene Ontology annotation, cellular component: extracellular region. The transcript has 3 exons. The coding region runs from base 4 to 240 and encodes 78 amino acids. Lineage: Eukaryota; Metazoa; Chordata; Mammalia; Rodentia; Octodontidae. Gene Ontology annotation, biological process: innate immune response. The record is from RefSeq and is a predicted model, not a curated record.